AUGGCCGCCAGUAAGCCAAAAUAUCCACUCGGCUCUCCUCAAGAGCAUAUUGAAAUGUGUGAAACCCAUGAUUUACCUAUUGAUGUGAUAUGUGAGGAUUGUGAUGAAUUUAAUUGUAGUAAGUGCACCAAAACAGACCAUAGAGAUCACGAAUGGAGCACUAUACCCAAAGCUGCCAUCCAAAUGAGAAGAAACUUGAUUACUUUCUUGACAAAGAUCAAGGAAGAGGAUCUACCUGGGAUUGAUGAGAAGGUAGAAAAGGUGUCAAAACAAAUCAUAGAAAAUAAUGGCAUGUGUGAUACUAAGAUUAAAAAGCUUCAGAAGCAUGCUGAUGAGAUAAUGGCCAGGUUGACAGAAAUCAGGAAACAAAAUGAACGAAGAUUGAGAGAUAAUUUGGACGCAAAAAAUAAAAAGUUAAAUAAUGUGAAAUCUGAGUUAGACAAAAAGAAGAAAAAAAUAGAAGAUAUGGUAAAGUUUAUGGAUGAUAACAAGAGUGUCAUGUCGGAUUACGGCUUGAUUGACAACCACAGGGAAUUGAAGCAAUUGCUGGCUGGUCUGGAUAUUGAUGUGAAGAACUUUAAACACUCAAUGAGAUACAGUAAAGGAGAAAUCAGUAAUAAGGUAAUAGAGAAUAUGAUAGGUAAAAAUCUGGAUUUAGAUGAUAUCUGUUUGACUGAAACAAGUUCAUUUAGAUAUGGAGGAAAAGUGAUACUUUUAUUGAGGGCAUUGAAUGAAGAUCGAUGUUACAUAAGAGAAACAGGGUCACCUUACACCGAACAAGUAAACAAAGAUGGUGAGAAAAAAUAUAAAUAUAAUAUCUCUUCUAAUGACAUGUGUGUGACUGAUAACGGUGAUGUUUACUUCACUGACGGUUUUAACAAGUCAAUCAGCUCUCUGUCACCAUCAGGAUCUGUCUCUACAAUCAUCAGUACAGAUCCUCUGCAACCAGUAGGAAUUUGUCAGUCAGUGAACGGUGGGCUGUUGGUAAGCUUGAGAGAUAAAAAGUCGGUUCGGGUUCCGUACAAAUUAGAAUCAUAUACCAGACGUCUUCUGAGACACAUCACAGUGACAGGUGAUGUCAUCCAUGAAUAUGAGUACCAGGAGGACGGUCAGACCAGACUUUUUACAUUCCCAGUCAGAGUCAUACAGAACAGUAACAGUGAUAUCUGUGUUACGAGCCGUACAAGUAACACUUCAGGUGAUCUAAUGAUUUUGUCUCCCUCUGGUCGUGUGAAGUCUGUCUACCGUGGACAGAACCUGACAGAAGGCUUUUUUCCAACAGAUGUAGUAUGUGACCCCCUCUGUAACAUCAUUGUUACUGACUUUAGCAACAAACAGAUCCAUCUGCUGAGUCCUGAUGGGGUGUUCUUAAUGUUCUUUACUACAGACAGUGAAGUUAACUGUCCAUUCAGAUUAUCACUAUACAAGUCUACAUUGUGGGUCGGAUACUAUGAAUGUCUUGUCAAAGUGUUUCAGUACCCAGUGUAA
Molecule: messenger RNA, 1488 nt
Organism: Saccostrea cuccullata (small rock oyster)
Lineage: Eukaryota; Metazoa; Mollusca; Bivalvia; Ostreida; Ostreidae
Exons: 1
Coding region: 1-1488 (495 amino acids)
Molecular function (GO): protein binding; zinc ion binding
Source: RefSeq, a predicted model, not a curated record